GGACGAGGAGGAAAAGGGCGAGGAGGAGGGGGAGAAAAAAGAUCGCGACGGGAGGAGGAGGAGGAGGAGGAGGAGGAGGCAGAAGACGGCGAUGGGGAGGAGGAGGAGGAGGAGAAGGAGGAGAACGAUCGGCUAUGGGAUGAGAAGGAGGAGGAGGACGAGGAGGAGGAGGUGGAGAAGGGGGAGAAAGAUCGGCUAUGGGAGGAGAAGGAGGAGGAGGAAGAAGACGGCGAUGGGGAGGAGGAGGAGGGGGAGGCAGAAGACGGCGAUGGGGAGGAGUAGGAAGAGGAGGACGACGACGAUGAUGACGAGGAAAAAGAUCGUGAUUGGAGGAGGAGGAGGAGGAGGAGGAGAAGGAGGUGGAGGAGGAGGAGAAGGGGGAGAACGAUUGGCUAUGGGAGGAGAAGGAGGAGGAGGAAGAAAAUGGCGAUGGGGAAGGAGAAGAGGAGGAAGGAGGAGGAGGCAGAAGAUGGCGAUGCGGAGGAGGGGGAGGAGUAGGAGUAGGAGGAGGAAGAAGAUGGCGAUGGGGAAGGAGGAGAGGAGGAGGACGAGGAGGUGGAGCAACCGCCAAAUCUGCAACAUGACAAGUGCAACUUCAACUGCAGAUGCUAAGAGGGAGCCGUUCAGGGAGGAUCCAGCAUUUCGGGGUAACUUCUGUGUGUGGUCGUGGGUGUCUGCUGGGCAGAAGCUGAAGGAGACCACUCGGGGUGGUCGUCGCCUGAAAUGCAAGUUGUGGGGCCGUGAAUUCAAUGGGGGACAGCCGCGUGCAGUUGAGCACUUCAUUUGGAAGAGGCCGACUUCACAUUGCCCUCAUGGGACACUGACUAUCUGGAGGAGGCUGCAUGUUGUUGGGGUGGUAUUGCCUGCAGACUUGUUGGAAUUGGUGCGGGCAGCGAAGGAGGAGGAAAACAACACCGGUGCUGGUGGCUCGGAGGGAGGAAAUGUAGGGGCAGACGUUGGGGACAAAGGAGGGAGACAAGUGGGGAGGGGUGGAGAGUCGGGUCCGCGGUCUUGCAGUGGGGUGGAGGAUGUUGGGGGGAGGGACGUCGAUAUGAAGCAGAGAUCCAUCGCGAGGUGGGUCAAAAACCCACGACAAAAGGACAUUAAUGAGAGCUGCAUCGACUUCUUUGUGGAGAACGCAAUCCCCUUCAAUGUGGCGAAGAGCAAGUCCUUCAAGAAGUUCGUGAACACAUGCUAUGGACCACAACCUGCUGCCAAACAUCCCCUGGUCCCCACUGGCUACAACCCUCUGCGGUGUUAUCUUCUCGAUGGCUUGAGGCAAAGGUUGAGCGAGGAGGAGCAGGCCAUCAGCGAUGAUUGGGAGGUCACUGGCUGCACGUUCACCACUGACGGCACCACUGACAUCUGUGGGCGGUCAUUGGUGAAUUACAUCCUCGCAGGGCGUUCGAAGCCACUAUUCGUCAAGUGUGAGGACGUCAACGAUCAGGACAAGGACGUCGAUGCAGUUGUUCGCGGAUGGAAGAACUUUUUCAGGGAGAUUGGGGUUGAGAAGAUCACGGUCAUCUGCACUGACUCCUUCUCAGAGAACAAAACUGCGGCCACGAUGUUGAGGGCGGAUCCAGAGUUCCAACAGAUAUACUGGAUCCCGUGCACUACACAUUGCAUGGACUUGUUCAUGCAGGAUGUGGGCGACAAGCCAGUUCUUCUUCGUCCUACCCUUACGAGGUUCGGGAUCCACUUCGUCAGGUUGGAUCGGCUGUUGACAUGCGAGAGAGCCCUUCGUCGCUUGGUGCUGGGGGACUCGUGGACGAACAUGGAUUGGCAGUUGUAUAUAAGGACGGACGCUUACGAGGUGGAGUCCCUCAUCACUUACAGGUCAUUCUGGGCAGAUUUGAAGAAGCUGUAUCGAGUGAUGAAGGGGACCUACGAAGUGCUGUAUAUGGUCGACAAAGACAUCCACUGCUUGUCCAGGGUGUACGACGCUGUCGUGGACCUGAAGAAUUGUGUUCUUCAUGCACCACUCACAGACGAUGUGCGGGACAACAUCUUGCGCAAUGUGGGAAAGAGGACGGACAUGCUUCUCAGCCCUGUUCAUGUUGUGGCUCGCUUGUUGGACCCUCGAUUGCGGGACAUCACCGUCUUCAGCAAUCUGGACUUGAUGGCGCAAUUUGAUAGCGUGGUGGACCGUCUCGUUGCAAAGAAUGGGAGUCAGAAGUUCACGGACUGCAAAUACCAUCUAUACGACUUCCAAUUCGGCAGAGGGAUCUUUGGUGACGCAGCAGCGUUGAGGAGGGCAGGCAAGGACAAUGCAUUAGGCAUCGCGCCACUGGAUCUAAAAGGGGCAGCACCAAUAUCGUCACUGCGCGUCGUGCAACUCAAAGUAGGACGCAUGGACCGGAGGAGGAGGAGGAGGAGGAUGAGGGAGAUGAAUUCCAUCUCGAGGAGUGGUGCAGUGACAAGAACGACUCAAAUAGAUCGUGGACAAGGAGAGAGGGCAUUCUACCGUACACACCAAGCCCGCGUUUCAGCCACCGGAUUGCAUCACGGAAUGCUCGGGGCCAGCAAGAGGGCCAACAACACGAGGAACGACAUGAUGAUGAUGAUGAUGAGGAAGAGGAGGACCAUUAGGAGCUACAGCAACAGCAGGAGCAGCAGCAGUGGGAGCGGCAGCAGCGAAAGCAGCAGCACGAGGAGUAGCACUAGGGGAAGCAGCAGGACGAGCAGCAAGAGGACCAACAGCACGAGCAGCAGUAACAGGGGGAGCAUGAAGACGCCGAGCGGCAGCAAUGGUACGAGGAGCAGCAACACUACGAGGAGCAGCAACACAAGGAGCAACAGCAGGGGGAGCAGCAGAACGAGCAGCGGCACGAGCAGCAGCAGCAGGGGGAGCAUGAGGACGUCGAGCGGCAGCAGCGGGACGAGGAGCAACAACAACAGCAGAAGCGACAGCAGGACCAUCAGGACCAGCAGCUCCCGCAGGAGCAGCAGCAGCAGCAGCAGCAGCAACCACGUGCAUUCUACGGUCCGAGCAGACCCUCACAGUUGCUUGGUUGUCUGGGGGCCACCUCUGGUUCCACCCGGGAUCCUCUCAGUUAUUGACCUCCACGGGGCGGCAGAGGUGGACGAGAAGGUGCAUCGACUGCGAGAGGGAGAGGAGACGUGGCUCCUAAAAGAGGCAAAGGGCGUCCUCGUUUAGGAUCCUCAAAAGACAAAGGACGCCCACCUGCACAGGCAAAGAACCAGGCAGGGGAGGAGGCACUUUCCAAAUGAGGCGAA
Messenger RNA from Chara braunii, 3237 nucleotides. The record is from the annotation of a GenBank genome assembly. Lineage: Eukaryota; Viridiplantae; Streptophyta; Charophyceae; Charales; Characeae.